Abrus precatorius (Indian licorice) is the source of this 1161-nucleotide messenger RNA. Its product is annotated as ATP synthase delta chain, chloroplastic. Gene Ontology annotation, cellular component: chloroplast thylakoid membrane. Bases 116 to 868 code for a protein of 250 amino acids. The record is from RefSeq and is a predicted model, not a curated record. Gene Ontology annotation, biological process: proton motive force-driven ATP synthesis; photosynthetic electron transport in photosystem II; photosynthetic electron transport in photosystem I. Gene Ontology annotation, molecular function: proton-transporting ATP synthase activity, rotational mechanism. NCBI's taxonomy places the organism in Eukaryota, Viridiplantae, Streptophyta, Magnoliopsida, Fabales, Fabaceae. The transcript has a single exon.
GAUAUCCUCUAAUCGUCUCCCACUCAAAGUCAUAGCCUCUUGUUCAGCAAAGAAAAAGAAAACAAAAACCCGCACAAGACCCUUCCUUUCAAUUCCACAACUACACUGCGCAAAAAUGGCGUCCUUGCACCACCCCACCGCUUCCCUCCAAUCCAAACACACCUUAAUCCCCCGAACCACCCUCACCCCAAAACCCAUCUUCAACCUCUCCCUCCCCGGCUCCACCUUCACUCCCCUCAAGCUCAAACUCCCCAUCGCUUUUCCCACCGCGCGCCGCUCCAACGGUCUCCUCGGAGCCAAAAUGUCAGCCACCGCGGCCGCCAGCUACGCCUCCGCCCUUGCCGACGUGGCGAACUCCAACAACACCCUCGACGCGACCACCUCGGACAUCGAGAAAAUGGAGGAAAUCUUCUCUGACUCCACGGUGUUCGACUUUUUCGCCGACCCAACAGUGGAAAUCGAGAGGAAACGCAAGUUGGUGGACGAAAUUGCGGAAUCAUCAGGGUUCCAACCCCACACGCGGAAUUUCCUCUACAUCUUGGUGGACGCGCAGAGGAUUGACCUGGUGAAUGACAUAGCGAAGGAGUUCGAGUUGGUGUAUAACUCUUUGACCGACACAGAGCUUGCUGUUGUGACCUCUGUGGUGAAGUUGGAAUCGCAGCACUUGGCGCAGAUUGCGAAGCAGGUGCAGAAGCUCACUGGGGCAAAGAAUGUGAGGAUUAAGACCCUGAUUGACCCUAGUUUGGUUGCGGGUUUCACUAUCAGGUAUGGGAAUUCGGGGUCUAAGUUGAUUGACAUGAGUGUGAGGAAGCAGCUUGAGGAGAUUGCUGCUCAACUUGAUUUGGCUGAUGUUGAACUCGCCGUAUGAGAUUCCCUUUAUAGCUUGUCUUCUUUCUCCUCAAUUUCGUUUACUAUUAUUAUUUUUUUGGGGUAAGUAUAUGUAUCAAAUAUUAAGCCUCAAGUGUGUACAACUACAACCUUCUUACAAUAACUUGAGUUUUAAAUUUUGGAAAUUUGGCUUUGAUUCUUGUGUUUUGGACGACCAUGGGCGCGUAAUCUGUAUCCAACAAGAAAAGCAAAGACCUUCUUGAGACUAUUUUUUUUUUCAAACUUUUAAAAUUAUUGUAUAUCUUCAAUUUCUCAUUAAUUUUUAAAUAUUUA